This is a messenger RNA of Vicia faba (fava bean), 1089 nucleotides long. Lineage: Eukaryota; Viridiplantae; Streptophyta; Magnoliopsida; Fabales; Fabaceae. The record is from the annotation of a GenBank genome assembly.
AUGGCAAAUGUUGUGGAUCAAGAUCAGCAAUGGCUUCUCAGUUGCCUGUCUGCCACACUCGACCCUAACCAGGAGGUUCGCUCUUUUGCUGAAGCCUCUCUUGAUCAAGCCUCUCGCCAAUCAGCUGCAGUUCUUCUUAAGCAGUUAGUUAAAAAGCAUUGGCAGGAGGGUGAAGACUCAUUUGAACCUCCUGUGGUUUCCGAUAAUGAAAAGGAUAUCAUCCGCAAAAUGCUUUUAUUGGCAUUAGAUGACCCUCAUCGGAAAAUUUGCACGGCUAUUGGUAUGGCGGUGGCGUCCAUCGCAAUGUAUGACUGGCCCGAGUUAUGGUCAGAUUUGUUGCCAUUUCUCCUGAAUUUGAUCAACAAUCAAACCAACUUGAAUGGAGUGCAUGGAGCUAUGAAAUGCUUGGUUCUUCUCUCUGCUGACUUGGGUGAUAACAUGGUCCCAACAUUAAUACCUGCUUUGUUCCCAAGUUUGCUGACCAUUGUAUCCUCUCCACAGAUAUAUGACUCAUACAUACGAACCAAGGCCUUUUCAAUAGUCUAUUCUUGCACAUCUAUGCUGGGGGCGAUGAGUGGUGUUUAUAAUGCAGAAACAAGUUCUCUAGUAGUUCCUUUGCUUAAACCAUGGAUGGAACAAUUUUCUUCUAUUCUAAAAAUUCCAGUUCAGUCUGAAAAUCCAGAUGAUUGGAGUAUCAAAAUGGAGGUUCUGAAGUGCUUGAAUCAAUUUAUUCAGAACUUUUCAAGUCUAAUUAAAAGUGAAUUUGAGGUUGUAUUGCAACCGUUGUGGAAUACAUUUGUCUCCUCUUUGAGAGUUUAUGAACUGGCAUCUAUUGAAGGAACAGAAGAUUCAUAUGAGGGAAGAUAUGAUUCAGAUGGCUCAGAAAUAAGCCUUGAAUCAUUUGUUAUCCAGCUGUUUGAACUUCUGUUGACCAUUGUGGGUAAUUCAAGACUAGGAAAGGUGGUUGCAGCUAAUGUCAAAGAAUUGGUGUACUAUACAAUUGCUUUUCUUCAAAUGACAGAACAGCAGACGCCAGUUCUCUUAUAUCAUAUGCCUUCUUGUUUUCCUGUUUAUCUCAACAAAGAAUAA